CGUGCGCCUGCAGGCGGGUGGCGGGAAGUGCAUUGGGUUUGAAAUCCGAAAGUCGGUGGGGCUGCGGGAGUUGUCUGAAGCCCGGCUGUUGGCUACCGUGGGCGCGGAUUUGCUGUGGGGAAGGCGACUGGACUCAGGCCUGCCUGCGAAGCAUUGUCUUACAUGAUGGUAGAGGACGAACUGGCACUAUUCGAUAAAAGCCUAAAUGAAUUUUGGAAUAAAUUCAAAAGCACUGACACCUCCUUUCAGAUGGCAGGACUAAGAGAUACCUACAAGGACUCCCUCAAAGCAUUUGCAGAAAAGCUGUCUGUGAAAUUAAAGGAAGAAGAUAGAAUGGUUGAGAUGUUUCUGGAAUAUCAAAAUCAGAUCAGCAGGCAAAAUAAGCUCAUUCAAGAAAAAAAGGAUAACUUGUUAAAAUUGAUUGCUGAAGUAAAAGACAAAAAGCAAGAAUUGGAAGUACUGACUGCAAAUAUCCAGGAUCUUAAGGAAGAAUAUUCUAGGAAGAAGGAAACUAUUUCUACUGCUAAUAAAGCGAAUGCAGAGAGGUUGAAAAGGCUGCAGAAAUCUGCAGACUUGUAUAAAGAUCGACUUGGACUAGAAAUUCGAAAAAUUUAUGGUGAGAAAUUGCAGUUUAUAUUCACUAAUAUUGACCCUAAGAAUCCUGAGAGCCCAUUUAUGUUUUCCCUGCAUCUAAAUGAAGCAAGGGACUAUGAAGUGUCAGAUAGUGCCCCUCAUCUUGAGUGCCUAGCAGAAUUUCAAGAGAAUGUAAGGAAGACCAACAAUUUUUCAGCUUUUCUUGCCAAUGUUCGGAAAGCUUUUACUGCCACAGUUUAUAAUUAAUGUACAAAUAGUGUAUAUUAAAGCGGUUUAUUUUUCUUCUCUGUU
Molecule: messenger RNA, 885 nt
Organism: Saimiri boliviensis boliviensis (Bolivian squirrel monkey)
Lineage: Eukaryota; Metazoa; Chordata; Mammalia; Primates; Cebidae
Gene: SPC25
Product: SPC25 component of NDC80 kinetochore complex
Biological process (GO): chromosome segregation
Cellular component (GO): Ndc80 complex
Source: RefSeq, a predicted model, not a curated record